Molecule: messenger RNA, 2149 nt
Organism: Morone saxatilis (striped sea-bass)
Lineage: Eukaryota; Metazoa; Chordata; Actinopteri; Moronidae
Gene: cpa5
Product: carboxypeptidase A5
Exons: 12
Coding region: 250-1518 (422 amino acids)
Biological process (GO): proteolysis
Molecular function (GO): zinc ion binding; metallocarboxypeptidase activity
Source: RefSeq, a predicted model, not a curated record
UGUUUCACUGUGACAGAACUUAGACACAUCUGCAGCUGAUGACUUGAGCUCAGUGUCUUGCUCGAGGACACUUAAGCAGGACACAUGGAUCAGAACAAACAAGCUGUCUGCUUUACUGCUGCUGUGAGAAAGAGACCGGCUGCUUACACACCUCCGUCACCUUAAGCAAGGUUGAGGUUUGGACACGUGACCUGGCACACUCAGCCAUAUAAGCCCGGGUUCGGCCCUGCCAGGUUCACAUUGUUGGUCAUGAUGAGGGGGUUGCUCGCAUUCGCUGCGCUGUUUGUGGCCGUUCUCGGCAAGGAGACAUAUGAGGGGCACCAGGUGCUUCGCAUUAUUCCAAAAGACGAUGUCCAGCUGUCUCUUAUCAAGGACCUGGAGGACAUUAUUGAGUUUGAGCUGGACUUCUGGAGGGGUGUGACUGAUGUGGCCACUCCUGUGGAUGUCAGAGUUCCCUUCCACAGCCUGCAGUCGGUCAAAAUUUACCUGGAGACUCAGGACAUUGUGUACUCCAUCAUGAUCGAAGACUUGCAGGUGAUGCUGGAUGAGGAGCAGGAAGAGAUGGAGUCUGCUGCUCGUGUUGGUGAGCCCAGAAAUACUGACAGCUAUGACUACUCCAGAUACCACCCCAUCAACGAGAUCUACAGUUUCCAGGACAUGCUGGUGGCUGAGAAUCCCAAUAUGGUCAGCAAGAUCGUGAUCGGUCAGAGCUACCAGGGUCGUCCCCUGAAUGUGCUCAAGUUCAGUACUGGUGGAACCAACCGUCCCGCCAUCUGGAUCGACACUGGAAUCCAUUCCAGAGAGUGGGUCACUCAGGCCAGUGGUACCUGGUUUGCCAAAAAGAUUGUGACUGAUUAUGGACGUGACCCCGCUCUCACCGCCAUCCUUAACAAGAUGGACAUCUUCUUGGAGAUUGUGACCAAUCCUGAUGGGUACUACUACACCCACAACAGCAACCGUAUGUGGCGUAAGACCAGGAAGCCCAACCCUGGCUCAAGCUGUGUGGGAGUCGAUCCCAACAGGAACUGGGAUGCUGGUUUUGGAGGACCUGGUGCUAGCAGAAACCCCUGCUCAGAAACCUAUCAUGGACCCAGUGCUCACUCUGAGUCUGAGGUCAGGUCCAUUGUGGACUUUGUGAAGUCCCACGGUAACUUCAAGGCAUUCGUCUCCAUCCAUUCUUACUCCCAGAUGCUCCUGUACCCCUACGGCUACACCAGGACUCCAGUCAAAGACCAGACUGAGCUGCACAAUCUGGCUAAGAAGGCCAUCACCGACCUGGCCUCCCUGUACGGUACAAGCUACAGAUACGGCAGCAUCAUCAACACUAUCUACCAAGCUAGCGGUGGCACCAUCGACUGGACCUACAACCAGGGCAUCAAGUACUCCUACACCUUCGAGCUGAGGGACACCGGCCGUUACGGCUUCAUCCUGCCAGCCAGCCAGAUCCUCCCCACCGCCAGGGAGACUUGGCUGGCUCUGAUGGCCAUCAUGGAUCACACCUACAAGAACCCCUACUAAUGUGUGAAAAUCCCAAAGAGGAUAUUGUUGGCAAAUGUCACCUGUAAAAUGUCAUCUUUAUCAUCACCAUCAUGAUCAUACUCCAUGUCUCCUUAGACCUAGUUAAAAACACAAACAGGCAAAUAAAUGAACACACUGGAAAACGGCACUUUCCAUUUCUUUACGAUUUUAAAGCCUUUUAAAUUGGGCGCAUGUUGGACACACAUUUAUGCACAUGCAGGUUUGCUCUUUCAUUCCUGUGUCUGCUUCACUAUCAUCAAUCAAUCUUCACCUCCCUUUUGUAGAGAUAUUUUGAACUAUAAAUGAAUAAAUAGAUAACAUAUUCGGCUAUUGCAUAGCACAGAGUGAAACAAAUCUGGUCCCAUGCCCUAUGCUACAGGUCAUCCCCUCUCUCCCCCCACUUUUCUUGUCUCUCUCUACUACCACUAUCAAAAUAAAGCAAAAUCCCAAAAUAUAUAUAUAAUAUAUAAAUAAAAACGUCAAAGUCUUUACUCUGGGCUUGUUCUAAGAAUAUGUCAUGUUUAUUUCUUGUUUAAAUGUUUCUAUUUUUACCUAGAUGUGACGAGUGUGAGAGAUGGUUAGCUUUAUAAACUACUGAAUUAGAUCAAUCCCUCUCUAAACAGUGCAUUAU